Messenger RNA from Eremomyces bilateralis CBS 781.70, 1751 nucleotides. RefSeq names its product putative AAA family ATPase. The annotation marks the transcript as partial. The transcript is spliced from 2 exons. NCBI's taxonomy places the organism in Eukaryota, Fungi, Ascomycota, Dothideomycetes, Eremomycetales, Eremomycetaceae. Gene Ontology annotation, molecular function: enzyme activator activity; DNA binding; ATP binding. Gene Ontology annotation, cellular component: nucleus. Gene Ontology annotation, biological process: regulation of DNA repair; DNA repair; DNA-templated DNA replication. The record is from RefSeq and is a predicted model, not a curated record.
GUCCAGUCCUGGAUUUACACUCCAGGGAUUCGCGCGCAAGGCGCGAGAUGCAGGUAUCCGACAGAAUGGUUCCAAGAUCACCAUCGCCGCCCACCCUGCACCUAUUUCUCGUCCACUACCUAAUAUUGCUGCUUUGAAUUUUGUAUACCCGGAGUCCUUAGUCUUGGUUCACCGAAUUCAUAAUGGUAGGUUGUCCGAUAUGUGGUCAUCCCGUCCGCGAAAAGGACAUCAACGCCCACCUCGACUCCGACUGCGCCGACUUCAUCUACGACCCAUCCGACGACGGGCCCCCCAAGCCCGCCGGAACCCCCGUAUCGACCUUCUUCACUCCGGCGUCUGCAAAGCCGCCUCGCAAAAGUCCUCCACCCACAAACGGCGUCCCGUCGACAGACACCGGCCCGCAAGGUCCCCCCAACGGCACGAAACGCAAGCUCGACGAUGCCGCCGCCCCCUCCCAACCCUCUCCCUCCGAAACGGCCACCAAGCGCUCUAAACUCUCCAAUCUCGACCGCGUCGCCCCACUCGCCGACCGCAUGCGCCCGCGCACCCUCUCCGACGUCGCCGGCCAAGACCUCGUCAGCCCGCACGGCAUCCUCCCCAGUCUCCUCGAGGAAGGUAAAGUCCCGUCGAUGAUCCUCUGGGGCACGCCAGGGACAGGCAAGACGACGAUCGCGCGGCUGGUGGCGGCGGGGGUGGGCGGCCGGUGCGUGGAGAUCCACAGCACGAGCUCGGGGGUGGGGGAGUGCAAGCGGAUUUUCGCGGAGGCGCGAGGGGAGCUGGCGAUGACGGGGCGGCGGACGGUGCUGUUUUGCGAUGAGAUUCAUCGGUUUACGAAGGCGCAGCAGGAUGUGUUUUUGGGGCCGGUGGAGGCAGGGCAAAUUACGUUGAUCGGAGCGACGACGGAGAAUCCGUCUUUUAAAGUGAUUAAUGCGUUGCUAUCCCGAUGUCGCGUAUUUACGCUUUCGAAACUCUCGGAAACGGAUAUCCUUUCCAUCUUGCAUCGAGCGAUGGCGCAGGAAGACCCGGACGGCACAAGCGCUGCCCUCCUAGACGAAGAAAUGCUAACCUACAUCGCCCGCUUCGCAUGCGGAGACGCCCGCACCGGCCUCAACCUCCUUGAGCUGGCCCUAUCUCUCGCCAAACAACCGACCGUCACCCGUGCCACCCUCCAGCAAUCCCUCACCAAAACCGUCCUCUAUGACCGCGCGGGCGACUCGCACUACGACACCAUCUCCGCCCUCCACAAAUCCAUCCGUGGCUCCGACCCUGACGCCGCGCUGUUCUACCUCGCGCGUAUGCUCCACGCCGGCGACGACCCGCUCUUCAUCGCCCGUCGGCUGAUCGUCGUCGCGUCGGAGGACGUCGGGCUUGCCGACGCCUCGAUGCUGCCGCUAGCCACGGCGGCGCACGCGGCGGUGGAGAAGGUCGGGAUGCCGGAGGCGAGAAUUAAUCUUGCGCACGCGGUGGUGGCGUUGGCGCGUGCGCCGAAGAGCACGAGAGUGUAUCGGGGGCUGGGGGCGGCGAUGGCGAUGGUGGAGGAGGUGGGGUCGGAUGGGGUGGGGAUGGAGGUGCCGGCGCAUCUGCGGAUGGGGGUCAGCAAGCUGCUGAAGGAGAUGGGGGUCGGGGUGGGGUAUAAGUACAACCCGGAUUAUGAGGAUGGCAGGGUGAAGCAGGAGUACUUACCCGAGGCGAUCCGGGGCCGAACAUUCCUGGAGGAUCGGGAUUUAGGGACGAAGGUCGAUCCGGAUCUU